Messenger RNA from Pocillopora meandrina, 3197 nucleotides. Lineage: Eukaryota; Metazoa; Cnidaria; Anthozoa; Scleractinia; Pocilloporidae. The record is from the annotation of a GenBank genome assembly.
UCUUCAGGUUUGGAAAUACCCUACGCCGGUCAAAAUGGAAUGAAUGAAUUUAAGAAAAGUGGAAUAGUGGACCCUGCAAAUAUCGGUAGGUAUUUUGUAUAUCAUUGUGCCUUAAACAUGGGGAAAUUCGUCGUACGUUCCAUGAGAGUAGAAGCUGCAUGUAGACGUUUGAACAAUUCAUGCUCGUCUGACCAAGAAAUCAAACGAAAAUGGGUCAAGCUUGAUAGCAAAUAAGUUCGAAUCACGUAAAUCACGACAAUUGCAACAUCCAAAUACCCUGAAACACGUUUAUUCUUUUUGAAGGUCAGACCAUUGGAAAUCCACUCCCUUCAGCCUUCUUUGAGGAGCAAAUCACUGGAGGAAGACAUCCAAAUGACGACAAGAGAUACACAAUUGGUACCUAAAAAUCUUUGAUAUUGCCAUACAAUAACUCUUUACUAUUACAUCUCUCAUCUUUACGAUAUGAUAUCUUUUGACUUAAACUUUUCCCCAGAACAACUCAACCUAGCGGCGAGACAUCGUAAUGUUUACUACGAUACCGUUGGUGGAGACCCGUAUGGUGAGUGAAUCACUUUCAAUUCAAACUGCUAACUUGAACCAAUUAUAUGUAUUGAGCUAGAAACGGUGAGAAAGUUUCUCAGGUAUAUUAUUUCUUCCAAACUACUAAACGGGUCAUCUUUAAUAAUUCUAUAACAGGAUAAGGAUAAAACUUGAAAUCGCCCGACAAAAUGCAAAUUAUCUCAGUGGUGGUGUGAAAUAAAGUUGCUUUAUCAUCAAUACUGCAUUUUUUUGCACCCAUGAAACAGGUCACAGUAGUCCAGUUCUGUCUCGCUCACAUAUUGCUGUCAAUCACAAGAAAAAGAGAUCACUCACUCAACCCGAAUCAGGUGAAUCGGUUUUAUACAUGUAAAUGAUUUUAAGCGUAUAUGAUUUAAACUGGGGAGAUGAAACUAAGAGACGGGAAAAUCUUCGCUCUCAAUUUCGUCAUUGGGCAUAGUUCCUUAAAUCGCUUGGCACACUCUUCAGAUCAGAGAACUAAUCGAGGUAUUACUAAUUUUUUUUUAGAAAUUUGAAUUCUAUUUAUUUACCCUUUUAGCUCAAACUGUUGAUGGUAGUCAGCUCCCUUCCGCUUUCUUUGAAGAGCAAAUAACCGGAGGAAGACACCCAGCUGAUGACAAAAGAUACACUAUUGGUAUGGUUGUAGGCCUUUUUCGCUUAUAUUGCUGUCUGAUCUUUGUCACUUGAUUUUUGUAGCGAAAGAAAAAUCACAAAUAGGCGAGAAAUGUUUUCAGAAACCCAUCUCAGGUUCAGGACGAGUCUUAAUGUAAGAAUUCGCAAGACGGGGCCAUCUUGAUGUAUAGGCGUAAAUUAUUAAUAUGAUAUGAAGGGCAAAAGCUUUUCAUAACUAUAGAGGCAGUAUCGAACUUUUUUUAGUUCCUCUGAUACAUUUUGCGUUUAUUUAAUGCUGCAGAACAACUAAAUCAAGCCGCCAGACAUCGCAAUGUGUAUUACGACACUGUUGGAGGAGAUCCAUAUGGUAGGUACAAUACGAACUUAACUACAGUCUUCAUUUGGUAGUAAAAAGCGUAAAUUUUAGCCCUAAAAACUUUCCAAACAAAUGUUCCAAGAAUCUAAAAAUAGGUGAUAAAGGCAUUGUUAACCUUAUCCUAUAGGUACUGCCCUCUAAAAUUGAUUUUAGAUCACUACCAAUUCCAGAGAAGGACUAGAGGUUGCCAUUUGUGUGCCAUGAUAUGUGCUUAAGUGGAUUCUUCGUGGGGUCGUCUAUUCAUUCUUCAUCAGAAUAACGAAUAGUGUUAGUCAGACGUGUUAUCAUUUCCCGAGGGGCCACGUGAAGUCAAAAAAUAACCUGCAUCAUCGAAAACAUUACAUCGUUUAAAGGGUACCACAAUAUAUCAUAGGCAUAAUUAUUGUCUAGAGUUAAAUAUCACUCAUAUUUCUCACCCCUUUUACAAACAGGUCACAGUAGCCCUGUUCUGUCUCGUUCACAUAUUGCCAUUAAUCACAAAAAGAGGAGAUCUGUUUCACUAGGAGAAUUAUCAACAGCACGUGAGUACUUAAGUAAUUCAAUAAUUCAAGGGGAGUAUUAAUUAAUAAAUCUCACUUUCAGAGUGAGUUGUCAUGGUGAUACAAAUGCAGUUAGAUUCAUGUGAGUUGUGUUUAACGUUUUAGAAAAAGCCAACUAAAGAUCAAAGUCUUGAGUAAUGGACAAUAGUCCUUAUCUUAUAGUCCUUCUUUUUUUAUAGCCGGAGCCACCAGUCAAUAUUAUCCAGCGGUUCAAUCCAGUCCUUCAAACGUCCCAGAAGCCGUGAAGAGAGAUGGCAUUGGUAAGGGAUUUGUGCAAUUACUGCUUUUAAGUUAGCUAGAUGUUGGCCUGAACCAUUCAGAGGUGAUAAAAACGUAUUUAUGCCACUCCUGGCUCCCUCUUCCGCUAAUUGAUGAAAUUCACUAUUAACAUGUGUGAAUAAUGAUGAUUCUGUCGACAGCAAGGUUAAACUACGCUGCAAGACACCGCAAUGUUUAUUUUGAUUCUGUUGGUGGAGAUCCUUACGGUAAGAAAACAAAUCUGCAUUUAUACAAUGUAUGUGAGAGCGCUUUUUGAUUGGUGUAGUAACACUAAAACCAACCUAACCAGAUUGGCCAAUCAGAGCAAAGAGAAUACGUGAGAAUACACUGCCUCGACUGAACCGAACUAAGGGCGACCACACACCAAUGGUUAUCAUUCUUCGUCUGAUUGGUUGACGGCAGUGGUAGACCUGAUGUUGUGUAAGAUCUUAUAGGAUAACUAGAUCCCAAAUGAAAUUCUAGAGUUCUGUUUGGCUUAACCAUCACUGGCUAUUUGACUAUGAUUUAAGCUGGAGGUCCUUUUUUAGGCGAUUGAUUGCAACAUGAACAUGACAGUCAGUAUAUUCGGUUUGAGUAAAACAGUUAUCCCGUGAUUUGCAUAACCAAGUCAAAAUUAACGCUCGCUUUUGAAAUAAUCAUCAAAUAACCUUUCAGUACUUAUUCGGUUAUUACGCGUAGUACACUUAUUACACUCUGCUUUUGUUGAGUGCCUAACGCAACAUUGUGGCUAUCUCUUUUCUGCAGGCGGAAGCAGCACGGUGCUCACAAGGCAACACAUUUUGGUUAACCACAACAAAAGAUCAGCGGAAGAGAAGGAGACAAAAACUGGGUAA